Molecule: messenger RNA, 465 nt
Organism: Rhodotorula toruloides NP11
Lineage: Eukaryota; Fungi; Basidiomycota; Microbotryomycetes; Sporidiobolales; Sporidiobolaceae
Exons: 5
Coding region: 1-465 (154 amino acids)
Source: RefSeq, a predicted model, not a curated record
AUGUCUGGACUCUCGUCGCCCUCGUCGCUCAUCACCGCCAACGCCCAGUCGACGGCCAUCAACGUCUACUCCAUCGCCAAGAUCGGCAUCGGAUUGACCGGCCUCCUCCUCCCCGCCUUUGCGACCACCACCUCGACCCCCUUCAAGUACGCCGCCCGCGGCCAGCUCAAGGCUUCGAAGCCCACCGCCAACACCGUCAACCCUGCCCCGGGACACCCGGCUGAGGGUUCCUUGGCCAUCAGGCUCCUCGCCUCGAGGGAUGUCGUGCUUGGAUUGUUGAUGAGGGACACGACCGCUGCUGUCGUCGUUCGCGCCCUCCAAGCCGACGUGAUGAUUAGUGCGCUGGAACUUCUGUCGACCGGUGCAGGCUACCUUGAGGGCUCCCUCUCGAAGGAGACCGCUCUCUCCGUCGCGGGCUUCUCUGCCACCUUCGCGGCCUUCGCCUUGUACAUCCUCAACUACUAA